GCAUGGCAGUGAUUCACGUGUGUUUCGUUUGGAGUUUGUCUCAAAUCAGGAAUUUACUGAAAGUGAGUUUAUGAAGUGGAAGGAAGCGAUGUUCUCUGCUGGGAUGCAGCUACCCACACUAGAUGAGAUAAACAAGAAGGAAGUGUCCAUCAAAGAAGCCCUUAACUACAAGUUUAAUGACCAGGACAUUGAGGAGAUUGUGAAAGAGAAGGAAAGGUUCAGAAAAGCACCUCCAAAUUACGCUAUGAAGAAAACUCAGCUGCUAAAGGAGAAGGCUAUGGCUGAGGACUUGGGGGACCAAGAUAAGGCCAAACAGAUUCAAGAUCAGCUUAAUGAACUUGAAGAGAGAGCAGAGGCCCUGGAUCGUCAGCGAACAAAAAACAUUUCUGCAAUCAGUUACAUCAACCAGAGAAAUAGAGAGUGGAAUAUUGUUGAAUCUGAGAAGGCUCUUGUGGCUGAAAGUCACAGCAUGAAAAACCAACAAAUGGACCCCUUUACCAGGCGGCAGUGCAAGCCCACAAUAGUGUCUAAUUCCAGAGAUCCUGCUGUCCAAGCUGCCAUCCUUGCCCAGCUAAAUGCAAAAUACGGGUCUGGUGUAUUACCAGAUGCUCCAAAGGACAUGAGUAAGGGUCAAGGAAAGGAUAAAGAUGUGAACUCUAAAUCAGCCAGUGACCUCUCAGAAGAUCUUUUCAAAGUGCAUGACUUUGAUGUAAAGAUUGAUCUUCAGGUUCCCAGUUCAGAAUCUAAGGCACUGGCCAUCACCUCCAAGGCUCCACCAGCAAAAGAUGGUGCCCCUCGGCGAUCAUUGAACUUGGAGGACUACAAAAAGAGGCGGGGGCUUAUUUGAGCGUGCCCACUCUGCUGCUUCUGAUCCUGCAUGCUCCAUGACAAUGUCCUACCUUUUCUUCCUCCCUUUUCAGUUCUCCCUUCUGGGUUGGAGCAGCAACGGAGCUGGGAAGGACUCUUUAAAACUGCCAGUCAUCUGUAACAUAAACCAUUCAACUAUUUACUGUAUAGACCUCCCUUCUUGCCCUUUCCUCCUGCCCCCCUCACAAAUGUGGAUCUGUGCUAUUUGGGGUUUUCCCAUUUCUUUUAGUUUGAGUUUUGUUUUUAUUUUGUUGAUGCAAUUCAUUGGUCCACUCUGUGUUCAGUAUUAGCCUGAGGUCUGGAUUUCCAUAGGAAUCUCUUGGUGGUCGCUGAAUCAGCACUUGGCGAUCUCCCCUUACCACCACAGGCACGGUGAAUAAACCUUGGCGCAAGACCUUUAUGGCUGGAAGGUCAUCUGCACUUUUUUUUCCUCCUUUUCUUCCUCCUUCAUCCUAGCUUUGGAGAAGGGAAUCUUCAAAAACUGGCUUAGGUUCAAAGUGUAAAUUUUUUUGGGAGGGUUGUGUGACUUUUUUUCAGGUGUUUUUUAUCAUUUUUAAGCUGCAGUACUAUUUGUAUCCGUCUGUCACAGUUCUUUACGGCUGUUUCGAAUUUCUACCAGCUGUACUUGAGCAUCUGAAAUUGCAAGAAAGAAACUCAUUAAAUGUGAUUCUUCUUACUAAAA
Molecule: messenger RNA, 1549 nt
Organism: Mesitornis unicolor (brown roatelo)
Lineage: Eukaryota; Metazoa; Chordata; Aves; Mesitornithiformes; Mesitornithidae
Product: RNA polymerase-associated protein RTF1 homolog
Exons: 9
Cellular component (GO): Cdc73/Paf1 complex
Molecular function (GO): RNA polymerase II C-terminal domain phosphoserine binding; DNA binding
Source: RefSeq, a predicted model, not a curated record